Molecule: messenger RNA, 3060 nt
Organism: Talpa occidentalis (Iberian mole)
Lineage: Eukaryota; Metazoa; Chordata; Mammalia; Eulipotyphla; Talpidae
Gene: GPAT3
Product: glycerol-3-phosphate acyltransferase 3
Exons: 12
Coding region: 532-1848 (438 amino acids)
Biological process (GO): triglyceride biosynthetic process
Cellular component (GO): endoplasmic reticulum
Molecular function (GO): glycerol-3-phosphate O-acyltransferase activity
Source: RefSeq, a predicted model, not a curated record
AGCCACGAGCACGGCCCUCGGCCCGGCGCCAGCCCCGCCAGCGGCCGGUGUGCGGCGGUGCGCGGCUCCCGCAGAGAUCCGCGCGCUGGGAGGGCCCCCGUGAGUCACUGUGAGUCGUCGCAAACGCCGAGAGGAAAUCGGCGCAGGGUGGGGCGCGUUCCAGGCUGAGCUCGAGCGCUCCGCUCGCGCCGCGGUGUCCCUGCGCUCACCCCGGCUCCGGUCCUCCGGCCGGUGCCACCUGGUCUGCGCCCUUGGCGGUGGCUUCCGCGCUCGCCGGGGCCUCCAGCCGAGAGAGUUAACCCGCCGCGGUUAGGAGGAGCCCGGAGAGGAAGGAAGAACCUCGCCGUCGUUCUUAAAGUUUUUUUCCUUCCCCUCUUCCCUGCAGUGAGUUCGGGGAGGCGGCGGCGCUGACUGCCCGGAGCCGGGGCUCCGCGCCUCUGCUGCCCGAGCUGCCGCCCGGCUGCCGGGGCGUAGGGACAGCUGUCACGCUCCCCCUCUCCGUGGACUCUUUCCGAGAGGGUGUCCCGAGCCAUGGAGGGCGCAGAGCUGGUCGGGAAGAUCCUGUCCACCUGGCUAACGCUGGUGCUCGGCCUCAUCCUCCUGCCUUCCGCCUUCGGGGUGUCUCUGGGCAUCUCCGAGAUCUACAUGAAGAUCCUGGUGAAAACUUUAGAGUGGGCCACAAUACGAAUUGAAAAAGGAGUCCCAAAGGAGUCAGUUCUGAAAAACACAGCUUUUGGUGGUAUUAUCCAAAGAGAUGAGUCACCCAUGGAAAAAGGGCUCUCCGGUCUUCGAGGAAGGGACUUUGAGCUGUCUGAUGUCUUUUAUUUCUCCAAGAAGGGAUUGGAAGCCAUUGUGGAAGAUGAGGUGACUCAGAGGUUCUCCUCAGAGGAGCUAGUGUCAUGGAAUCUCCUUACAAGGACCAAUAUAAAUUUCCAGUACAUCAGUCUGCGACUCACCUUGGUGUGGGUGCUGGGCGUCAUCGUACGCUACUGUGUCCUUCUGCCCCUGAGGAUUACCUUGGCUUUCAUUGGAAUCAGUUUGUUGGUCAUGGGAACCACACUGGUCGGGCAGCUGCCAGACAGCAGCCUCAAAAACUGGCUGAGUGAACUGGUCCACCUGACUUGCUGCCGGAUCUGUGUGCGGGCUCUCUCUGGAACCAUUCACUAUCAUAACAAGCAGUAUCGACCUCAGAAGGGAGGCAUUUGUGUGGCCAACCAUACCUCCCCAAUAGAUGUUCUGAUCUUGACCACAGAUGGGUGCUAUGCUAUGGUUGGCCAAGUUCAUGGUGGAUUGAUGGGAAUCAUCCAGAGAGCUAUGGUCAAGGCUUGUCCACAUGUCUGGUUUGAACGCUCAGAAAUGAAGGAUCGACACCUGGUUACUAAAAGACUACAAGAACACAUUGCUGAUAAGAAAAAAUUACCCAUAUUAAUCUUUCCUGAAGGAACUUGUAUCAACAACACUUCAGUCAUGAUGUUUAAAAAGGGAAGCUUCGAAAUUGGAGGAACCAUACAUCCUGUUGCAAUUAAGUAUAACCCUCAGUUUGGUGAUGCAUUUUGGAACAGCAGUAAAUAUAAUAUGGUAAGCUACCUGCUUCGAAUGAUGACCAGCUGGGCCAUCGUCUGUGACGUGUGGUACAUGCCCCCCAUGACCAGAGAGGAAGGAGAAGAUGCAGUUCAGUUUGCUAAUAGGGUGAAGUCUGCUAUUGCUGUGCAAGGAGGGUUGACUGAACUUCCCUGGGAUGGAGGCCUAAAGAGAGCAAAGGUGAAGGACACUUUUAAGGAAGAGCAGCAGAAGAAUUACAGCAAGAUGAUUGUGGGCAAUGGAUCUCUCAAUUCAGAAUCGGACUGAAUCAGAAUCUUUGGAGAUCAAAUGUGGCUUCCCAGAAUUAGCCUUUAAAAAUGGAAUGUGUGUGUGUGUGUGUGUGUUCUUCUUCUUCUUCUUCUUUUUUUUUUUUUUUUUUUGAGGCAAGGGAGGCAUUUAUUUGUUUGUUUUAUUGUUUUUUAUUUGUAAUCUCUUCUACCGGAGGAUUGUCUCUACCUCUAUGCCAGGGGCGGGACCCAUGGGCUUUUGUUGUUCUAGCGCUAGCCCCAUGAGUUGUUUAAAUUCAGGGAGUUUACUGAAUUUAAACAGAUUCUGCCUUUUGUGAAAUGAUUGUGUUAUUGUUGAUUGAAAGAAAUAUUUAUACAGAAAAAUGUACUUCUAAAACACUACUGGAACUUACUGUUUUUGGAACCCAUGGGUAUGUAAUUAUCAAGAAAAAAACAAUUCCCAAACUCUCCUUUCCCAGUUCUCUUUCUCACUCCCUUUCCUCCUACCCCCUCCAAUCACUUGGGGUGUGGUGUGGGUGACAUCCAAGCUCACGGUUAAGGUCACGGUUCUGAUCUAGUGCAAGGUUGAAAGGAGGAAUAAAGGUUGCUAUUUAGGAGAAAGGACAACUUUGUGAUCUCUUGAUAAGAGUUGAAAGAAACUGUCAAUAUUUUUUCUUAGAGUGUUAGAUGAGAACAGUUGUUUGGUGAACUUUACCCAACUGAAGUAAGCCCAAGUGUGUGUAUGCAUUUAUACACAGGCAACUUUCGAACACACACUUUAGCCGUAACAUGUGCUGAAGUUUUUCAUUUUCCUUGUUUGUAUAUUGAAGAUCUAUAACUAGUGUCUCCCUGUCUGCUUCUUUGUUUGAAUUUGUAAUCAUAUUUGCAAAUAGGAGGAGCCUUUUACAACAGCAACAACAAUCACGUGAUGAUCUCCAGCAGGAGCAGGUAAAAGCGUGCAGCCCUCCACCCCUUUGCGGUUUAUUUCAGAACUUUCCCAGUUCUUAAACAGAAAAAUGAGUGGCAAAAUUACCUUUUGGGAAAUGAGCCUUUAAUUUUUUAAAGGGGAAAUAAGUGUUUCCCAACUUACACAGAUAAGCAAUGUUUGAUAGCAAUAUAAUGCCAUCGUCAACGUUGAAAGCAUUCUCUCUCUUCUGGUAACCAUGUACAGAAUGUGAAACUGUCUUAUGGUGAAUAUAAAUAAAUUCUAUAUUUUUAAAUGUGUUUGGCAUUGUUUUUUCCUCUCACCUCU